AUGGGGACCGGUAACUACACAAAACUAAGCUCUUCUGGAGCAGAAGAAGACCAGGGUAUUCCUCUUGAACCUCUUGACUCUUUUGAUCUCGAUUCUCUUGCAUCUUCAGGUGAUGGUGACCAUGGCGAGGGUCACGGUCACUCAUCAUCGCUCGGCACACCAUCUAGUCGUGGAUUAUCUCCACUCCGUUCUCCGAUUGGAUCACAUAGUGGCUCGGAUGUUCCUGGAUUUGACGACGAUGACUACCAGCAUCUUUUACUAGGCGGCGGCGGCGGUGGUGCGGGGAACAUUGGCUGGGGCGAAAGCAGUCGCGGAGGGCACGCCCGCUCAGGCAGUGUUUCGACACUUGGAGAUGUUGUAUUUGCAUUACCAUCAACACGCGUGCGACGAACAGACACAGAAGUUCCUCUAGAAAAGCAAAAACGGUUAAGUUUGUUUGACGGUCUAAGUUUAGUGAUUGGACUUCAAAUCGGAUCUGGAAUUUUCUCAUCACCUACACAAGUAGACCGGAAUGCAGGAUCAGUCGGUGCUUCGCUAGUGGUAUGGCUAGUUGCCGGACUUCUUGCAUGGACCGGCGCAUCCUCUUUUGCCGAGCUGGGGACUACCAUUCCUCUAAAUGGCUCCUCACAAGCAUACCUCAAUCAUAUUUAUGGCCCGUUGCCUUCAUUUCUUUUUUCAUGGACUGCCGUAACUAUUCUUAAGCCUGGUAGCGCAGCCAUCAUUUCCAUUAUUUUUGGUGAAUACAUUGCCCGGUGUAUUGGUGCUGAAGUUAUCAACACUUAUUGGUUCCAUAAACUUUUUGCCAUUAUUGCCUUAACAGCGGUGACAGCCAUCAACAGUUUCAGCACUAAGCUUGGCGCGCGCACUGGUAACGUCUUGUUUGUGCUCAAACUAUUAUUACUUUUAGCACUUAUUGUUCUUGGUAUUGUGGGAGCUGUGAUUUUGCGUAAAGACCCUGUUCCUUCUGCUUUGGUAGCAAGCGGUGGCCAUAUCUUUGCUGGUUCUUCAAAAGAUAUAGGCCACUAUGCUAUUGCUCUUUACGCUGGUCUCUGGGCUUAUGAUGGCUGGGACAAUGUCAAUUACGUUGCUGCUGAGAUGAAGAAUGCCCGCAAGGACUUACCCCGCGUUAUUCACACAGCCCUGCCAACAGUCAUUGUGGCAUACUUGUUGGCCAAUGUUUCGUACUAUGCUGUUCUUACGCGUGAAGAACUGUUAAACUCUGCCACAGUCACUCUGACCAUGGCCAAUAAAGUCACAGGCCGUGUUGGUGGUAUUAUUUUUGCACUGGGCAUUUCUCUAUCAUGUUUGGGUGCUCUUAACGCGUCUGUAUUUACCUAUGCACGACUUAUUUACACUUCUGCAAAAGAUGGCUUCUAUCCUCAGAUCUUUGCCCACACAUCUAUUAAACGCGGGGCUCCUCUAAAUGCUCUUUUGCUGAGUUAUGCCUUGACACUCAUUUUUGUACUUGUGGGCGAGUUUCACUCAUUGCUUACUUUUUGUGGGUUGGCCAGUUAUCUGUUUUACUUUUGGACAGUUCUGGGUGUUGUGUUUCUGCGAGUGCGCGAGCCCAAUUUGGAUCGGCCAUACAAGACUUUCAUCACGACUCCAAUUUUGUUUUGCUGUGUUGCGCUAUUCCUUGUGUCGCGAACAGUGUUUGAAGAGCCUCUGCAGUCUUUAUACGCCGUGCUAUUUAUCUCAGCAGGUGUUCCCCUUUACUUUUGGCGGUUUGGAAUUAGUUGGAGACCCAGCGUUCCGGACUGGCUUCGCCGUGUGUUUCGGAGAUGA
Messenger RNA from Magnusiomyces paraingens, 1785 nucleotides. RefSeq lists its product as uncharacterized. Bases 1 to 1785 code for a protein of 594 amino acids. The transcript is spliced from 2 exons. Gene Ontology annotation, cellular component: membrane. Gene Ontology annotation, biological process: amino acid transmembrane transport. Gene Ontology annotation, molecular function: L-amino acid transmembrane transporter activity. Lineage: Eukaryota; Fungi; Ascomycota; Dipodascomycetes; Dipodascales; Dipodascaceae. The record is from RefSeq and is a predicted model, not a curated record.